AGAAAUCCAGUCAUAGCUUUAUGCACCUCUUAAUAUAUAUUAGUUAUGUGAUCGGUGAUCACAAACAAAUCCCUAUUGAUUGCCAGUGUUUGGAAUGGCCAGCUCAAGUAGAAAAAUAGGAAUGUCUAAGUGGAAACAAGGGAAGAGGAGGAGCUCACGUUUAUCUGGUGUAUUAGAUGCUUGCAAGGCACAGCAAUCACAGAAAAUGGCUUCACAUGAAAGCAUCAUCAAGGGACCAUAUGAUGAUAAAGCAGCACCCUCCACUGGUUAUACUCUAAUACAAGAUCAACCCUCAAGUAUGCCAAAGAAACCUAUCCUAGAGCGUAUUCUUGACAUAUUACAGAGGAGAGACACCUAUGAAAUAUUUGCUGAACCUGUUGACCCUGAAAAGGUUGAGGGUUACUAUGAAAUCAUUAAAGAACCUAUGGAUUUUGGCACAAUGAGAGCUAAACUUCAUGAAGGAAUGUAUACAAGUCUUCAACAAUUUGAGGUGGAAAUUUAUAUUUAUUUAAACUGUGAAUGAUACAUUUUAUUGGUUUUGCGACUGAUUGUGACUUUUGUGCAGCAUGAUGUAUAUUUAAUUCCUCAAAAUGCAAUGCAUUUUAAUUCGCCAACAACUAUCUACUUCAAACAGGCUCGAGCCAUUUAUGAACUAGCACAAAAGGCUUUCAGUUGUCUCAAAAACGACCCAAAGAACUUGGAGUCGGAAUUUUCAGAGACAAAACGAAGAACUAACAGAAGGAUCAUGUAUGAAGCUAAAGCUCCAUCAAGUUCUAAGCUUACAACAAAUUUAAGGAGCAAUAUUAAGACCAACUUAUCAUCGAAAAGUAUGUCGUGUUUUCUUGGCAAUUCUGGUGGUUUUGAUUCAAGAGAUUAUGGAAUACACUCUGGUAAGGAAUAAAUUUGGAAUUUGGAUUCGGUGGCAUGAUUCACUGAUUUUAACAGAUGGUUCUUUAACAGGUGCUAUAAAUUGUAAGAGAAAUAGUUAUGUUGAAGGAGAUAAACGUUGCACAUAUGCACCCUGGACGUCUCUCUUAACUGAGAAUGCUUCCAUUGUUUCCACCGACUCGACACCAUUAGUUCCUGUUAAUCAACAGGAUAUUGGUUACAAAGAUAGCUUGAUGUUGUUUGUUAAAGACUUAGGACCAACAGCCCAAAUGGUUGCCAAGCGGAAGUUGAUGGGAUGCUGGGUUGGUGCUUUGUUUCAGCAACCUGAAUGUGAAUAUCCUAAUGCAUUUGGUUCAACCCAAAAAGGACUUCCUAGAGCAACUGUAAAUAUAACCGAUCAUCUUCAUAGUCAUAGGGGUCCUACCAAUUACAAAGGCCAAAUGCGAGGUGAUGAUGAUCCAGUGGACAGGUUAAAUGAGGAACAGUUGGAGUCUUGUCAACUAAAGCUCUCUAUUGGUGGUGGGUUGGAAAGCAGAUGUUAUAGUAAGGAAGCAAAGGUGGAAACAUCAUCAGCUCCUCCAACUCAAAUUGAGGAAAAUAGGUUGGAUUUGAGGAGUAGAAAAGAUGAGGUUGAAGCAAGGAAAGGGUUUAUAUUUGAUUUGCCAUUUCUAAAGAAGCGGCUUCGUGAGAUUAAUUCACUGGGGAAUUAAUAGUGAAGUGCAAGUGAUGCUGUUGCUGAGAUCAUGGAAUGCAUUGUUAUCUUAAUUCUACUCAUUUGGUGAGUCCAUGGAAAUAAAUGAAGCCAUCAGCCAUCAACAUGUGAUUAUAUUAAAUUUAAGAUUGAUAUCUUUUUUUUUAAAUAUAAUAUAACUUAAUGGUGUAAGUUAAACUACAUGUCUACAACUCAUUAGGUUUGUCAAGUGAGUUGUU
This is a messenger RNA of Gossypium raimondii (Peruvian cotton), 1818 nucleotides long. RefSeq lists its product as uncharacterized. The record is from RefSeq and is a predicted model, not a curated record. Lineage: Eukaryota; Viridiplantae; Streptophyta; Magnoliopsida; Malvales; Malvaceae. The coding region runs from base 876 to 1598 and encodes 240 amino acids. The transcript is spliced from 6 exons.